Molecule: messenger RNA, 1294 nt
Organism: Nerophis ophidion (straightnose pipefish)
Lineage: Eukaryota; Metazoa; Chordata; Actinopteri; Syngnathiformes; Syngnathidae
Exons: 5
Coding region: 1-957 (318 amino acids)
Source: RefSeq, a predicted model, not a curated record
AUGAACGCGUCAGUGGACUCACAGCGUGCUGGAGGCCAGGUUGGUGUCUUCGUGCUUCAGCUUGCCGUCCAGAGCGAGGCCUCGCUUCUCCCGGUUGUUGGACAAAAAUGGCGUGAGGGUGAAGACUUUGCAGAAAGUGGAACUGGAGGCCACGACGUCGCUGAGAAGAGAAACGUUUCUUUUUUCAUCAGCCGCUCCUGCAAGCGAGUCAAUGUCUUCUGCUCCUCAGGGGGAGGAGGAAACGCCUGCGCAUUUGCCACAAACAAAUCUUUACGAAAGGUCAACCCGAGAACGUCCAAAUCUUCGCGUCCAUAUCGGAAAGCGCAGUACUCCGGAUCAAUCAGGAUCACGCCAUCUGACAACAAGACCAAAAGAGAAAGCAAACCGCUGUUUUACCCUCAAAAAGCCGUGUGGAUGAAGCAGACCAGGGGUGUCAGGGGCCGCAUGGAGAAAAAUCAAUUCCCAAGUGGACAAGAUGGACGCCAGCUGAGGACAGACCGACAGCCCAGCCACCAGCUGCUCCAGUUCUGGAAACACCAUCCUCGUCUCCUCGUCUCCAGCGGGCCAUCCCACGGCGUCGUCAUCUUCCUCGUCACCGGCGCCGCCAUCUUCUCCGUCUUCAGUGGGCAGUCCCACGGCGUCGCCAUCCUCUUCGUCUCCGGCGGGCAGUCCCACGGCGCCGCCAUCUUUCUCGUCUACGGCGGGCCGUACCAAGGCGCGUCCGCCAUGCUCGUCACCUCCACGGCCUUCGGCUUUCCUGCCGCACGGACGGCCAUCGGACGCCCACACGUCUCCUCCUCAUCGGCCAAGAGAGUUCCCGUUCCGCGGUCGCCCGACUCGCCAGAUGCAGCGCCAUUCAACGCGUCGCCGCCACCUGACUGUCCCUCGCUGGCUGCGGGGACACAAGGCUUGGCGAUCCGCUGCAAACUGCACCCUUCACUUUCUCGUGACAUUUGAACCUUGUUUUCUGGGGGGGACGUCUAGAAUCCAUCCCUUAAGGGGGGGGUACUGUGACGAUCUGUCACAGGCACGUUGAGUUGUGUUUCCUGGGUUGGUGUUUAUUUCCUGUCAGUGCUCUUAUGUUGGUUCCAUUUCCUGCUUGUUUCCCUGUGCGCUGUUUCCCCUCAUCUGUUACUGAUUGUCAGCCUGGCCACACCUGUUGUCAAUCAGCUUGCUGCUAUUUAUGCCUGCCUCGCCCUCCAGUCAGUGCUCGAUGACUGAUUGCUGUCUCCUGUUAUCCUGGUUUUCCUGGUAUCCUGUUUCCUGGUUUCUGUUAUCCUAUUAAAGUCAUGUU